Pyricularia oryzae 70-15 is the source of this 528-nucleotide messenger RNA. RefSeq lists its product as uncharacterized. The record is from RefSeq and is a predicted model, not a curated record. Bases 1 to 528 code for a protein of 175 amino acids. The transcript has 4 exons. Lineage: Eukaryota; Fungi; Ascomycota; Sordariomycetes; Magnaporthales; Pyriculariaceae.
AUGUCCCAGCCCGAUGGACUGCAGCAGAACCUUCUGCCCGCCAAGCGCACAGCCCUGCCAUCAGCGCGACGUGGACCAACCAAUAAUAAUGCAGCGGAAGCACCCGCUUCCGUGGAUACCGCGAGUAAAACUUCUCAGAGGACUGCCGCACCAAAGAGGAAGCGCAAGGCGCCUGAUCAGUUGCCACUCCACUCAAUAAGAAACAAGAUGGGAUCCGCAUCUAACCUUGAAAACACGACUAUCGGCACGCAGGCGUUGGAAAUGAAGCAAGCUUCGCAGGGUUGGGAAGCGAUACUUGCGAAGACCACCGAGCAACAACUCGAAUUCCGUUAUAAUCUAAUGGCAGAGCUUCAGCUACAACGUCAAGCGGAGCGCGCAAGGGCUGAGUGGAGGCUGGCGUACGAGGGUGUGAAACAGCAGUUACAGAAGAAAGCCUUGGAGGUGAUCGAACUACAGAAGAAGCUCGAUGCUAAGGAGUCAUCCCAGACUGUAAAUGUCCAGACGGUGGCUCGGAGCGGCAAUUUAUAA